Messenger RNA from Cyprinodon tularosa, 1941 nucleotides. Its product is annotated as protein rapunzel-like. The coding region runs from base 110 to 793 and encodes 227 amino acids. The record is from RefSeq and is a predicted model, not a curated record. The transcript is spliced from 3 exons. NCBI's taxonomy places the organism in Eukaryota, Metazoa, Chordata, Actinopteri, Cyprinodontiformes, Cyprinodontidae.
GGGACCACGUAUUUCUGAGGGAUUGCUGGGAAGAAGAAGGAGGGUGUUUAGGUUGGGACUUUGGAAAGGCAGAGUUUGACAGAGUCAGUCUGAAAAGAUCAUUGCCACCAUGACAGAUGAGGAGAUCCAGGAGGACCACACCAAGCUGAAGCAGGGCCUAGUCAAAGUCCUCCACUGUGUAGCCAGCAUCUCCUCGGCGGCGGCCGUGGUUAACCCCAUUUUCGGCGUGGCCGGCUCCCUGAUCCGGGUGGUGCUGCACCACAUCGACGACGAGGACAUCCGCACCCUGAAGCGCGAGUUUGGGUCGGUCAACCAAAAGCUGAACGAGAUCUCCCAGCAGAACCGCCGGACGCUGGUUCAGAUCGAGAAGGAGACGCUGGACGGCCAGUACUGCCGCGUGGAGGAGAACCUGAAGAACCAGUUCAGGAAGUUCAUGGCGAUGGUGGAGGCGAGGCCGGAGCACCGCGAGGGCAAGAAGGAGGACUUCGAGGAGAGCUACGCCAACGACCUGGGCGACCAGAACCUGCACACCCUGUACGACGGCGUGGUGGGAAAACCCAAGCUCUUCAGCAGACCCAUCCUGGAGGUCUACCUGAAGCACUCCCAGGGCGACCGCCGCAUCAUGGAGCGCCUCUGCACGCGCCUCACCUACCUGUUCUGCAUCGGCCUCAUCGCCCUCAUGGGCUACGCCGCCGUCAUCGGCGACGACGAGGAGGGCCUGAGCGAGGAGUGGGCCGAGAAGAUGGAGCACGUCCAGCAGAAGAUGCAGGAGGCUUUGCUCAAGUGCAAAUAAAGACCAGAAGGUUCUGUUCUGGACUCACGGGUCCACGUUCCCGCUUCAAGUCUCCUUUUACCACGUCAACCUGAAGGCAACACGCCCUCAGACCCUGCUGCAUGGAAACUGGCUUUAGGGCGAUGGAGACAUCAGCUCACAUAGUGAUCAAGUCAAAGCACUAAUUUAGAUUUAAGUUAUGAAAAAUAAACACUAAUUAUUUGGGGGGAGUAAAAUUAUAAAAUUCCUAUAAAAGGCCAAAUUAAAAAAUCCACUUAUAGCAUCGGAUUUAAUAUCAGCGAAACAUUUAGCCUUUUUAUCAUUAAACUUCUGCAUUAAAAUAAAAAUAUCCGCCAGUUUUACAUUUAUUAAAAUCCAAAUAUUUAAUCAGAUUAUAAUCAAUAAAAAUGGUCAUAACCUGCAUGUAUUCCAGCUUCAUGCUAUCAGAUCAUAUUAAUGCACUUUGUGAAAUAUUAGCCUGGUGUUUGGAGGCUUUCAGGGACGGUCGGAGAGAAGAGGUGUGAAAACUUUCUGUCUGCCAAAGGAACGAUGAAUGUAAAGGACCCUAAAACGACCCCAUUUGGUUUUUCUCCGUUUUAACGAACACAUAAGAGGCACCCAGAGUUCAGCUUCUAGUAACAAAUAAUUUAAAGCAUUUUUUGAACCUUAAACAUUCAUUUCAUAGAUUUCCACCUCCAAUCAUCUUUCUGCCGUUUGUUUUUAUCUGAAUGUUUCAGCACCUGUUUGAAUUUUAUAUUUUUUAUACGGUUUUGGGGGGGGGGGGGGGGUUCUGUUUAUGGUUGCCGGGACACUACAGCUCAGAUUAACCGUAAACCAGUGGUAUCAAAUAUCCCAGGUUUGCUUUGCUGUUAGGAAAAUAAAAUAAAUAUAAAAUAUGUUCUUUUUCCAUACCUCCAGUUUAUUUUUAAUUUUGUACGUUUGUGGGUCUAACCCGUCCUGCUUGAACUAAUCGGGUUGAUGGUUCUGUAUCCUGACGAUUAUUGUUACACUAAUAAAGUCCAAGUGCUCUUUAUAGGGAGGAACAACGGACCCUGAAGGCGUCCUGAAAUGUCCCACAUGUGACCUUUUCAUAGUUUUUUUUUGUUUUGGAUGUUUUCCUUCAGGGUUUGUAAAUAAGCAUCGUUAUAAAUAAAGAAGUAAGAAGAAAA